CAGCAUCCCCAGUUCCUAACGCUUCAGUUCUUAGGUUCCCAUGCCAACCAGAUCAUUCCAGCCAAUCGUAUUCACUCAGUGCCUUUGCCCUUAGUGCCUCAGCUGGUGCUGAUGGGAGAAAAACGGAAGCAGCGAAAGAAGUCAAGAGCCGGCUGUUUUGUAAAGCAGUGCAGAAAAGCUUCGGAAAGUGUGGUUGCCAGCUCCGCGUAAUGGGGCUAAUCUGGUUAGGACUGCAGUGACGAGAGGGAGGUAAUGAUCCUUGCCUUUUCCCCCAUUAAUGUGUGCGAAACAGUGCUCCGUGAGGCACGCUGUCACACUGAGCUGCAGUCCUCUGCGCUCGCACUGCGUCGCCAAGUCCGAUUCCCCGACUCAGGUGCCACAAGAAACCGGCCGCACCUCUGCUGUGCUCGUCAGGGGAGCCUGUCCCCUGUCCUGUCCUGCUCGUGAGCGCUGGGCGCCCUUGCCUGUCGAAUGCGCGGGACAGUGCUGGAGAGCCAUUGUGAGGAGAGCCUGCUGGGUUUCUGAGCUGCAGUUGCUAGGGCAAAUUCCUCUUGGAAUUACAUCAUCUCCCACACAGGAGCCUGGCUGCAGCUGAGCUUCCAGAGGGAACAAUGUGAAAGAGAUGAGGAAAUGGAUGGUAUGAGCCCACUGUCCAUGGCUCUCCUGUGAUCCUGCCUGCCCGGUGCCUGCUCUCCGCCUGCUCUGCUCGGAUCGCCCCCUGCCUGCAAAGACUCGCUCCCGCCAGCCAGCCAGCCCGAGCCAUGGCCGAGGAGAAAGUCCGCCGCGACCUGAUGGACACGCGGCGCCUGGCCAGCCUCCUGCAGCGCGGCGUGGAGCGCCCCCUGGUGAUCGACAGCCGCACCUUCUCCGAGUACAACACCUCCCACGUCCUGAGCUCCGUCAACGUCUGCUGCUCCAAGCUGGUGAAGAGGAGGCUGCUGCAGGACAAGGUGUCCAUCACGGAGCUCCUGCAGCCCAGCAGCAAGCUCAAGGUGGACCUCAGCAGGAAGCAGGAAGUGGUGGUGUACGACCAGAGCACGAAGGACGCCAGCCUGCUGUCCUCGGACAGCUUCGUGCGCAUCCUCCUGGGCAAGCUGGAGGGCAGCUUCCAGCGUGUGUCUCUGCUCACAGGGGGCUUUGCUGCCUUCUCCUCCUGCUUUCCUGCGCUCUGUGAGGGGAAGCCAGCAGCCAUCUUGCCCAUGAGCAUCUCCCAGCCCUGCUUGCCGGUGGCCAACGUCGGCCCGACGCGUAUCCUACCCCACCUGUACCUGGGCUCCCAGAAGGACGUGCUGAACAAGGACCUCAUGGCACAGAAUGGCAUCACGUAUGUCCUGAACGCCAGCAACACGUGUCCGAAGCCAGAUUUCAUCUGCGAGAGCCACUUCAUGCGCAUUCCCGUCAACGACAACUACUGUGAGAAGCUCCUGCCCUGGCUGGACAAAAGCAAUGACUUCAUUGACAAAGUCAAGGUGUCCAACUGCAGAGUCAUCGUCCACUGCUUGGCAGGCAUUUCCCGCUCCGCCACCAUCGCCAUUGCCUACAUCAUGAAGACCAUGGGCCUCUCUUCAGAUGACGCAUACAGGUUUGUGAAAGACCGGAGGCCCUCGAUAUCACCCAAUUUCAACUUCCUGGGGCAGCUGCUAGAGUUUGAGAAGGGGCUGAAGCUGCUCAAAGCCUGGUCCGCCAGCCCCAGCAAACCCCUGGCGGAGAGACGCGAGGAAGAGGCGGAGCAGAAGGGCCUGGAGCCCAGCGCUGGGCGUCCUGGAGGCCUGGAGAAUGGGGGCACGGCGUGGGAGGCUCCGGAGACAGAACCACAGUCAAGAGCCCCUGAGCCUGAGCCAGAGAAAGGGGAGUCCAAACUGGCCUCACCUACGUCGCUGCAGCAGGGCCUGAAUGGCCUGCACCUGUCGGCGGAGCGCAUCCUGGACACCAACCGUCUCAAGCGCUCCUUCUCGCUGGACAUCAAGUCGGCCUACUCCCCCAGCCAGUGCCCCAGGGCCACCCCGGUCAUAGCUGUCACGCCCAUGGCCUCGGAGGACGUCCCCAAGCUCUGCAAGCUGGACAGUCCCCGAGCCGCCAACGGUUUUUGCCAGUUCUCGCCGGUCCUGGACAGCCCGGGAGCAGGAGAGGCGAGCGGGGAGGCCAGGGCGCGGCAGCGCAGGAAAGGGAAGCACAACAGCAGCGCUGGGAGCUCCCCAGCCCACUCCCUGAGCUUGAACUUCGGCCGGACGGGGCCCGUGCACAAGAGCCCCAGCCUGGAUGAGAACCUGAAAGCAUCGCUCUUGCUGACCCUGCCCGGUGGCCACCAGCCGCUGGCGAGCUCCAACGGAGUGUGGACCAAGCACAGGGAGUCCGUACAGGCCACCAGCCCUGGCACCCCCACUGGCGAGAGCCCCUGGUACUUUGGCGCAGACUCCCCGGCCGCUGGAAGCUCGGUGCACUUCGGGAGCAGCUCGGCCUACGUAUCGUUCGGAUGCAGCGGGCUGGCCGGCAGCUGCGAAGCUGUCCGGCUCCGGGAGAAGCCCCAGGAGCACCGAGACUCUCGGGGGAGCUGGCACGAGGACGGCGCCCCCGGCGCAGCGGACAAGCAGUACAAACGGCGGAGCUGCCAGAUGGAGUUUGAGGACGGGAUCUCCGAGACUCGGGCCAGGGAGGAUUUGGGGAAGAUUGGCAAGCAGUCAAGCUUCUCCGGGAGCAUGGAGAUCAUCGAGGUCUCCUGACCCGCAGGCCGAGGGAAAGGAACUGUGUAACCGGAACAGGGAUUUGGGGUCGGGGAUGGGAAGGGGUGGUUAUUUAUAAUAUAAAUCUAUUUUAUUUUGUUUGCAUUUACGAUUCAAAGAGAAUGACGUCAAAGGACAAGUCUGUGGUCUCUGUCUCUGAGCGUGCCAGGAAAGGGGGGGGGCGGAAGCAGUCCGUGGCCUCUUUAAGAAGGAAAGAGGCUUCAGAGCUCAGAGCGUAAAGAGGGGCAAGAUGCCAGAAAGCGAUUACCUGGAGGCUUCCUCCACACCCAUUCAAGUUCAAGUGUAUGUUUCAGGAAAAUCUAAAAUCUUCCAUCCAGGCGUUCCCCCUGGGAAUCUUUACAAUCCGUUUGUGUUUUAUUUUGCUGCUUUAUCAUACCAUGGUGUCAAAAGAACACUAAUUGGGGCUGUAUUUCUGUCUUGAUGACGUUGCUGUGUAAUGGUGUCAGGUCUGGGGGACGCCAUGCCUCAGCACAAGGAGCGGCAUUGGACUUUGAGGCCCUGCGGUACCUGAGCCGCGAUAUUCUGUGGUACUCUGUUAAUAUGAAGGAUUACUCCUUAGGGAGAGUGGGUUUCCCCCCUGCAACUCUUGUUUAAAUGAAGAACGAAUCAAGCCAUGCCGAGUUUUAAUGCCCAACAUGGUAUACCCUAGUGAGAAGCGUUCGGAGGAAGUGCUCACGUGACCCCUCUCCCCUCACCCAGUGUUUGUUUUUGUGUUUGGGAAUGACCCUGGUGUUUCAAUAUUUGGUGAUUUACAACAGAAAUUCUUUGUUGGUGUUUGAAGUCACAUGUGCAGCAGGUGUUUAUUAUUCCCAGCAAAGCAAAUUCUGAGAGACGCUGCCCACACACGCUUCCUGCUUCUCCCUGAAGUAUAUUCUGAGCAUGCUCAGAGCAGUAGGAAACAGAGACACGAGAAGCUGUGCAGAAACAGCACUAAGCUUUAUAUAUAUUUAUAUAUAUAAAGUAAAUAAUUUUACUGCAAUUUUAAUGGACUUUUAAUAUUUCCUCCAGUAUAGUUUUAAUUUAUUUUAUCUGUUCAUUCUGGCAAUGAGAAAUAAUAUAAUGUUGGUGGAUUUUUUUGUUUUCUUU
This is a messenger RNA of Lepisosteus oculatus (spotted gar), 3827 nucleotides long. RefSeq names its product dual specificity phosphatase 8a (gene dusp8a). Gene Ontology annotation, molecular function: MAP kinase tyrosine/serine/threonine phosphatase activity; protein tyrosine/threonine phosphatase activity; MAP kinase tyrosine phosphatase activity. The record is from RefSeq and is a predicted model, not a curated record. NCBI's taxonomy places the organism in Eukaryota, Metazoa, Chordata, Actinopteri, Semionotiformes, Lepisosteidae. Gene Ontology annotation, biological process: negative regulation of MAPK cascade; protein dephosphorylation. Gene Ontology annotation, cellular component: cytoplasm.